Molecule: messenger RNA, 4743 nt
Organism: Didymella exigua CBS 183.55
Lineage: Eukaryota; Fungi; Ascomycota; Dothideomycetes; Pleosporales; Didymellaceae
Exons: 1
Coding region: 127-4446 (1439 amino acids)
Biological process (GO): protein phosphorylation
Molecular function (GO): protein kinase activity; ATP binding
Source: RefSeq, a predicted model, not a curated record
CGACGACGCCAGCCAUGACGACGACCCUCAAGGCAGUCGCUGCGUCGUUCUAUUUUAUGUUAUCGAAACUUCACCUCACAUAAAGCGGUCGCGCUGCCACAGCCCACUGCGACAACAUCAAAUUACAUGGUCCCCAACCGGACAAUGCAGACCAUCAGCGCGCUCCCGAGGCGCCUAACGCAGCUGUACUCGGACGCCAAGGUACACUGCGACGCCGUCGUCGAGCAAGACAACCAGGACACGCAGUCGACCGUCCUCCACCGCAAACUACGGAUCCAGAAGGACAGGCUAAUAACGUGGGGUGUCGACUGGAGCGACAAUGCAAAGGGCAAGAAUGGCGACAUCGACGAGAGCGUGGAGCAGGCGGGUCUCACCGAGAUGGUGUCCAGUGUGCUCGGGACCAUCAAGGAGACCCUCGACGAGGCUGAGCACAUGCACCUAGCUGCUGCACCUGCAGCGAGCAAGACAUUGUCAAAGGAGAAGAGCAGGCUGCCAGCAUCUGAUACGUCCGCGUGCGCGGCCGCCGAUAGGUCACGUUAUGAGGACCUCAUCAAGGACCUUACUACCUCUAUCGACAUCCUCUGUGACCUCUCGAGGAACCGACGUGCACAGCGUGGUUACCACUCGGACGUUAAGAGUGUUCCUGAGCCUCCAAGACCGUCUACUUCAACUGCUGUCUUCUCAAAGCCAGAAUACAGCGCCUCAGACCUUACGCUCGUCAAUCCGGCUACAUUCCCGCUUAAUGCACAUGCGCUGCAUACCGCCGCACGCUUGCACCUUCCACCCAAGCUGAACCCAUCAGAUCUUGCCUUGCCCGAAGAGGAACCACCGCCUUACGAAAGCGUCGGUGCUUCAUCCAUCCGUGUAAUAGGCCGACUACGCUCGCGCAACAGUUCGACAAACCCCUGGAAGACGGAUGGGUUGCGCACUGUCGAGAAGCCUGUCCUAGUCGAGUACGCGACAUUUGAUCCCACCUACCGCUACACUGAGGUCUCCCCACCCACCGAUCGUUUGGAUACCCUCUUGUCUAUCUUGACCAAGCUAUCGAAUGAUCAAACUCAUCUUGCUACCCUCAGGUGCUUAGGAUACUUCGAAGAUCCCCGGCAACCUCGAUUUGGUCUUGUGUUUGAACUUCCAUCAUUAACCUACUCUGGUGCGUCUGAUGCACAUAAGACAAUAGAUGAGCUGCGACCUGUCACACUUCUCAGUGUACUUCAGACAGGCUCCAAGUCCCUCAACAACUCGAACAGCGCCACACCCCCACUUGAGGAUCGCUUCCGCCUAGCCUACUCACUUGCUCUCACAUUCAGCAAGAUUCAUGGACACAACUUUGCACACAAGGAUCUAAAUAGCAGUAACGUUCUGGUCUUCCGAAAGAACAGACGACAGUCUGCAAACACAAGAGCGCUGCAGUACACUCUUCGAGCUCCAGUUGUCUGCUCGUUCGACCUCUUUUCCGAGUACGACAUCGAGGCUACUAAUACUAUGUCAACCCUCAACAUUUAUCGCCAUCCGGAGGACCCUAAAUUCACGGGGUCAAAGGAAAGGCACCAUGGUCCACAGUUCGAUCUAUACAGUCUUGGCUUGGUCCUUCUAGAAAUUGGCUUAUGGCAACCACUUGCAGAUUUGUGGAAGCCGAAGUACACUCUUGCCGACUUUAAGCAGCGUGUCGAAGAUGUGUACAUUCGACGUCUGGCAUCAAAAUGCGGCACUGCGUACAUGCAGGUUGUCCGAGAUUGCUUCUGGGCGGUUGACCGCAUCGAGACUAACGCUGAGAGUCUGCAAGACUUCGCGCAGCUUUAUAACCGCAUCAUCAUCAGACUGCAUAGGUGCUGCAUGCUUGAUGAGUCUGAGCCCAGCAUCGACCCUCAUGAUGCGCGACUAGGACCUACACUACUGAUGGGCUCCACUCAUCUCAAGCGCAAGAGUGUCAGCCAGCCUCAGAUUUUAGAGACGCCGACUAGUCCUUCUUACAGGAGUGCGAAACGAUGGGCGCUUGAAAAGGGCUCUCAGGCCCUCGAGCGAACGAAGUCGUUAACAAAGUCGGGUACAAAGAAGUCCCCAGAUCCCAACGCUCUGUCGCGAAACCCCUCACAGCGCUCGCAGCAUUCACAGCACUCGAUCCGCAAAUCGAUCUCCGAGACCAUGGGUCUUACUAACCCACGGGAAGAGUCAAUGGAGUCUAUGAACUGGGAACAGCAUGAUCAGAGAUCACUAGAGACCUCCGGUACACUGGUCCCUACGCCACACAGUUCGCAGGAUCGAAGCGAUAUAUCCUCGUUGUUCAGGGAGCAGAUCGCUGCUGCGUCUAUCAUCCAGCGCGCAUGGAGGGCAUCGCGGUCACAAUCGACUGUAAGCUCUGCCCUCGAUGACUACAGGGAGAAGAUCACCAUCAUCCAGACUGCCUGGCGGCAGAGGAAGCAGAAACGGACCCAUUCCGUAGAGGCUCUCCUCACCGAAGGUAUCCGUCACUGGCCCCAAGCUACCCUCGGCUAUCCUACACCCGAGCCUGAGGUACAUAAUGCUGGCGUCGUAGAGCAAAACGACAGGUGUAUCACCUCUUUCAUACAGAUACAGACCGACAUCGAACCAACGCCUCGACCAAAGUUGCGAUUGCAUCCAGUGAAAUUCACACCUGCAAUCGUCGAUGAAUGGCAUAUCGCAAUGCUCCCACGGCUCGAGCGCCUUGUCGAGUGCGCUCUCAAGGACUCGGAUGAGACCGUAAGCAUCGAUCUCGUUGCAAUUGGUGAGACUCAGGAGAAAGCUCGACCCACCAUUUUCAUCACAUGCAGCAGUAUCGCCAAAAUCAAGGCACUGCUGGCGCGCCGCUUCCGUUAUGAUGAGAACGUGUUCGAUCUCAAGGUCCGCCGGGGAAAGGUCCGACGAUCUAAGAUGAGCCGCUCUUCUGGACACACACGACCACCUCAUCGCUCCAUGAUGAAUACCGAAAACUACAACGCUGACAUGACUGUCAUGAAUCCGUAUCACCAACAGCGCCCUCUCUGUGGCGCAUCCAUCGGCGCCUUCAAUGGCAAGCAGCAUCUUCCUCCGGUCUCGUAUGGUGGGGUCGUACUGGUCGAUGAUGAGCCACUUGGCAUGAGUGUCCACCACCUGCUCGAUGCACCAUCAGAUGACGAGAGUGAGACUGAUGAAGAAGUUGCAGGCCCUUACCCGUACGAUGCAGUUCUGUCGAGCGCAACUAGCAACAGCAAUCCUUGGCUGAUGGGCAUGGGCGCUCAGCCUGGCCUUGAACUGGCCACCGAUGCACCAGUACCGAUAUGGGAUCUCGAGUUGUCUGAUGACGAAGGAGAUGUUGGAAGCGAGGAAGACGAUGAAGCUGAGUCAUUCAACUUCUCGGACUCAGAGUUCGACUCUGAAGACGACUCUGACCGGGAAGCGAUGACGGACUCGACAAUAUCCCGUGUCACUGUCGGUGACAUCGAAGGCAUCGAGAUCGGCGAAGGUGAAGAAAUCAGAGUCACACAGCCAGCCAUUGACGACGUCGACGAAGACUUUUUCCCGAACGAAGAAGACAAGGAUGAAGACCAUCUUGACUCUCAUGAUCUCGGCCACGUCCACGCAUCCUCAGGUAUACGCCGCUGGAAGCGUGACGGCGUCCUGCACGAGAUCGAUUGGGCUUUGCUGAAGCUCAACGAUGACCGCAUGCAGCCGUACAACGUAUGCCAGGGCGGUCGCCGCUUUGCGUUCGGCUCGAUGAAGCCAGACCAACGCGAGAUAUCCAGUAAGCUCGAUGAGCCUGUCAACAGACGCCAUUACAACCCUAGCGAGGACGAGUACCCAAACGGCGUAGCGGCCGCUGAUUCCCUCGGCGGCCUCAACGUCCACUGCUUCGGCCGCACCACAGGUCUGCAAGGCGGCAUGGUUGGCCAAGCCAUGAGUUCCGUACGCAUCUACCGUCGCAAAUCUUUCUCUCGCAGCUGGUACGUUGCCGGCGGAUUCGGCGUUGGCGGUGACUCUGGCGCAUGGGUUAUCCAGAACGAUUCGCACCGCGUCGUGGGCCACGUGCUCGCCUGGUGUCAACGCAACCACAUCGCGUACAUCUGCCCCAUGGAAGUCCUCCUCGAAGACAUCAAGCGCACUCUGGGCGCUAAGCGCAUCUACCUCCCUGGCUCAGACGAGCAGCGGGCUUUCAUCGCCAGGCAGCAGGGGCAGAAGACAGCGAUCGGCGUAGCUAACGCUAUUAGCGAGCUGGAGUCUGCUGUCCAGGGCCUUGGCAUCGUGGAUAGCCAUGAUUCGGCUGUCGAUAUGCGGUCAGCUUAUGGCUCGGGGAUGUCGACGAGAAGAACCAGGCUUGAUUUGAGUCCGUUGAACACGGGUAGCAGUGAAAGUAGCACGGAGAAUCGCCGUGUGAUGAAAGGCAAGGCAAUGAGGGUUGGCGAGGGGAGAGAGACGAUGGUGCAGAUGGCCAUCCGGCCCCAAGGAUGACUGUUGCAUGAUGAUGGCGUUUUAGGAGGAUGAUACCCUACUUGGAUCGGAUGGAUGAGAUACGUGUAUUGAAUCAAACAAGCAAUGCUCAGCAUUCGGGCCUUGCAUUUCAUCUCCGUAUUGUAAAUUCUUGUGCAGCUAAGCAGAUCUCAGACAUCUGCGAAAUGAAAGAUUCAGGCCUUCCGAAGAUUAAGGGAUGUGACGACUUCUAUAGUCCAGAUGCCUUAACCGAUCCGAAGAGCACUGAUACGUAAAACGUUAUGACAAAGCUCAGCUACAGGCAAACACCAAAGUGAC